This is a messenger RNA of Juglans regia (Persian walnut), 2622 nucleotides long. RefSeq lists its product as uncharacterized. The coding region runs from base 1 to 2622 and encodes 873 amino acids. The transcript has a single exon. NCBI's taxonomy places the organism in Eukaryota, Viridiplantae, Streptophyta, Magnoliopsida, Fagales, Juglandaceae. The record is from RefSeq and is a predicted model, not a curated record.
AUGGCCGACGCAACAAGAUCCAAGCAGAUGCAGCAGCAGAUUGACGCCUUGGAGGAGAACCAUUUAGCCAACCAAACACGCUUCAACACCAUUGACGAGAGACUAGACCAGCUCACGGAAAUGCUUCGAACCUUGGUGGCUCACCAGGGAAAUAUAGCACGGGACCUGCAAAAUCAACAAGAGAAUGAACAAGUGCAACAAAGGGGCACAGCUGUACGAGGUAUUCGUUUGGAUUUUCCUCACUUUAUGGGAGAAAACCCAUCUGCUUGGAUCUUUAAGGCAUCACAGUAUUUUGAAUAUCAUCAAACAAACCCAGCCCAAAAGCUACUAUUGGCCUCAUACCACAUGGAGGGAGAAGCCUUAGUAUGGUAUCAAGAGGCCUUAGAUACAGCCCAGUUUGUGAGCUGGGAAACCUUGGUGCGAGCUAUGUUAAUUCGCUUUGGACCAACUGCUUAUGACGACCCUAUGGAAACCUUGACAAGGUUGAAGCAAAUCACCACAGUAGCAGCCUAUAAGGCUAGUUUUGAAGCAAUCUCGAAUAGAGUGAGGGGCUUACCCGACCACCAUAAGCUGAGUUGCUUUCUCAGCGGGCUUAAGGAUGAAAUAAGAUUACCUCUUCGCAUGUUUAAUCCAUACAACUUAACAGCAGCAUUUGGCUUAGCACGAAUUCAAGAAGAAUACCUUAAUAGUGCUAAGAAACCAAUUAAGUUUGUGGGGGAGAAGGGGCAGUUCGGUCCCACUAACAACUAUGGUUCUUAUGGGAGUAGUGGUGCUGCCGGGGGUCACAACCAGAAAUACGGUCCUCCUAUCAAAAAAGUUUUUUCUACGGAAUGGGAUGAGAAGCGUAAGAAAGGUCUGUGCUAUCAUUGCGAUGAAAAGUGGAAUCCCAACCAUCAUUGCAAAAAAGCCAAAGUGUACCUCCUACAAGGAGUGGAGAAUUCAGAGGAGAGGGAGGUAAUUGAAGAGGAAAUUCCGGUUGCUGAUUUACUUGUUGAAGGGGACUUAAAACAAAAAGGGGUUGUGGUAGAACCUGAGAUAUCCUUAAAUGCAAUUACGGGAACUCCUAGCUCUAAGACGAUGCGACUCAUGGGGUGGAUGGGAAGGACACAAGUGGUCCUUUUGGUUGACUCUGGGUCAACACAUAGCUUCGUGGAUCCCUCUAUUGCUCAAACAGCCAAGCUGGUGGUUGAUAAGGCAAAGCGACUUGCUGUCAAAGUGGCUAAUGGACAGCUAGUUCAAGGCUUAGGCUACUGCAGCAACGCAAAGGUCAAGGUACAAGGUAUAUCAUUUUACCCCUCCUUUUAUGUUUUACCUCUUGGAGGUUGUGAUGUCGUUCUUGGGGUAGAUUGGUUGGAGACACUUGGAACCAUUGCUUGGAAUUUUCAUGAGUUGUCCAUGAAAUUUCUGUAUCUUGGAAAAAAUGUUGAGUUGUUGGGACUGAAAUUGGAAGGUUUAACCCUUACUAAGGGAGAAAAGUCAAUGCUUACAUCCAUGCAAAGGGGGAAGGGUUUAUUCUUGCAGCUGGUUAGUGAAACCAAUGAGUUGGGAAUCUCGGGUGGAGCAGAUAAGGUGCAGAAUCUGAUUUCACAGUUUACACGGGUGUUUGAUAUUCCGAAGGGACUUCCACCCUCAAGGCCCCAAGACCAUAGAAUACCCCUUAAAGAAGGAACCCAACCUAUUACCGCUAGACCUUACCGUUACCCACACUACCAAAAGUCAGAAAUUGAGAAGAUAGUGGCUGAGUUACUUGAAUCAGGUGUAAUAAGACCCAGCUCAAGUCCCUUUUCGUCCCCCGUACUUUUGGUCCACAAGGCGGAUGGGAGUUGGCGUAUGUGCGUCGAUUAUCGAGCACUUAACCAAGAAACCAUAAAGGAUAAGUUUCCUAUUCCUGUUAUUGAUGAACUCUUGGAUGAGUUACACGGGUCGGUGGUCUUUUCGAAGCUAGAUUUGAGGUCCGGUUAUCACCAAAUCAGAGUGGUCGAUGAGGAUGUGGCAAAAACAGCAUUUAGAACUCACGAAGGGCACUAUGAGUUUCUAGUGAUGCCAUUUGGCUUGACUAAUGCCCAAUCAACUUUUCAAGGGCUGAUGAACGAGAUGUUUCGACCAUAUUUGCGAAAAUUUGUUUUAGUAUUUUUUGACGACAUCCUAGUGUACAGUAGCUGCUGGACAGAUCAUUUAAUGCACUUGCGCAUGGUGCUGGAGGUACUACAAAGAAACCAAUUAUUCGCUAAAUUGUCCAAGUGUCAAUUUGGGAUCAAUGAAGUAGAGUAUUUGGGACACAUAGUAAGUGAAAAGGGGGUGAUGGCUGACCCACGGAAGGUGGCUGCUAUGCUUGACUGGCCCGUACCAGCAAAUGUCAAAUCCUUAAGAGGAUUUUUGGGGUUGACGGGAUAUUAUCGUAAAUUUAUAAAGGGGUAUGGAACAAUUGCUGCACCAUUAACGGAUUUACUUAAAAAGCAUGCCUUUGUGUGGAAUGAGGUUGCUUUACAAGCUUUUAAGGAGCUGAAAUUGGCUGUGACACAACCCCCAGUCCUUAGAUUGUCGGAUUUUACCCAACCAUUCACGAUUGAGUGUGAUGCAAGUGGAAGGGGAAUGGGGGCAGUCUUGAUGCAGGUGGGAUAG